AUGUUUCCACAAGAAAUAUUGGAUCUUUUCAUCGACGAACUCCAGCAUACGAGCACCAAUGGCCCGCAGCGGACCGAGGCGCUUCGCGCAUGGACCCUUACUUCUCGCGGGUGUUGUGCUCGUGCCCAACGGCACCUUUUCUCCAAGAUAAUAUUGGAUGGGAGCAAGAGGGAAUACCUGACCUCUGUCAACAACCUCAGACAGAUCCUUGAGGAGGAUAAACGGAUCACGACUUACGCAAAAUGCCUCCACAUAAUCAACAUCGUCGACGGAACGGCAGACGGGGUGCGAGCUUUGUGCUUUGUUCUCGGGACGAUGCCAAAGCUGCACGAGAUUGCUAUCGUCACGCGCUCAUUACAGGAUCCUCCUUCAUGGCAGGGCUGUCAACCGGAGAUCAAGCAGGCUUUGUGGAACCUUCGCCUCGUCUCCCCCCACCUCACCACGCUCACAAUCGAGGGACUGCACGACCUCGAUUGCCGUUUCUUCCUCUCGUGGAAGAGUAUAUCUCGUAUCACAUUGAUUAGUUGCACGUUUGGGAACCACCUGGCGAUAAUUCCACUCACUCUCGAACCAGAAGACCUCGUUUCGCAGUGUCAAACGUUGACCUUGACGAGCAAAUCUAUCUUCCUCUGCCACCACCUCGUCACAGAACAUCUGAAAUAUUCGUCUCUACCUGUCCUCCCACGUCUCACAACAAUGAGCGUUGAAGUUGAGAGCCCUAUGCUCGUCAUCGUCGCCUGGACAUGCCUCUUCGAUUCCAUUCGUGGGGCGCCACUUCGGCGGCUAGCAUUGACCAACACCUUGAGAUCUCUACAAGCGCAGCCCGCAUAUUGGUUCACCUUGGAACAUCUCCCUAAACUCCGUAGCCUUGAAAUAUCCGAACUCCUCACAGGCCACCGAACGUGCUCGGGCAUCCUCAAAACUAUCAGCAAUUUCUUCUCAUCCCCGUGCAAACCAAGCGGGAUAACCUCAAUAGCCAUCGACCUCACCUGGCCCGGAUCCGUCGACAACGUCCAAGGAGGGGCCGAUACGCUCAAGAUGGACAUCAUCUCACCGCAGCUAGGGUGGUCGGAACUCGACAACACCCUCACGAGCUCGACGUAUCCCAAUCUGACGUCUGUCCGCAUACAUUCUUAUUUCCUGAAGCGCGCAGAGUGCACCACAACACAUAUUCGACUGAUCGACACCCAGGAUCAGAAGCGAGCGACGUUGUUGCCGUUGACGAACUCUUCGAACAGUAUCGAGCUUCAGUUUAAGUACUGCGGUUAA
Messenger RNA from Cyclocybe aegerita, 1269 nucleotides. The record is from the annotation of a GenBank genome assembly. Lineage: Eukaryota; Fungi; Basidiomycota; Agaricomycetes; Agaricales; Hemipholiotaceae.